Teleopsis dalmanni is the source of this 5490-nucleotide messenger RNA. Its product is annotated as zinc finger protein jing-like. Gene Ontology annotation, biological process: regulation of transcription by RNA polymerase II. The transcript has 7 exons. The coding region runs from base 114 to 5339 and encodes 1741 amino acids. The record is from RefSeq and is a predicted model, not a curated record. Gene Ontology annotation, cellular component: ESC/E(Z) complex. NCBI's taxonomy places the organism in Eukaryota, Metazoa, Arthropoda, Insecta, Diptera, Diopsidae.
CAAUAUUUAACAUAAAAAAGUAGAAUUAUUUUGAAAGAAAACCUUGUCACAAGCGAUAUCAAUUGCAAUAAAAUGUUCUCGUCCAUUUUUUGACAGUGGGGCCACAACCCACAAUGGCUGUUGGCGUCGCAACUUCACUCAGCUGUACGGAUUCUAGCACUGGCUCAAGCGAAGAUGCAUCUGAGCCUGGCUCACCUUAUAGUCCGCACUCGAAUUUAGGCGACGACCAACAGCAACACGUUCUGCCUACCCACAGCAGCAGCAACAGCAUCAGCCAUUGUAAUAAAAGCAAAAUGCCACCACAAACAAUACUCGCGCCCAACAGCAGCAGCAACAGCAACAGCAAUAACAACACCAGUACGAGCAGCACCAAUAGUAGCAACAGCGUUCCAGCACACAGCACAGCAGCCGGUGCAAGCACAACAAAUAGUAAUAGUAACAACAUAAGCAAUAAUAGUAAUAACAACAAUAAUGCGCUUACCACUGCCAAAUUAAAGUCACAAACGACACAGCCAAAAGUCUGUACCACAACCACGCCACGCAACACACUGCCUUCAUUGCAAUGGAAUCGUAGUGCGACUACAGCGCCCACAAUAGGUACUGCUGCCAGUGCGCAACUCAAGAAACGCAGUGCCAUAAACACAAGCAGUGACGGUGCAACCAAGAAGUCACGUUCGUCUGUUGCUCAAGUGCCCAGUGUACAUGACACAUCCGCCGUGGUGAGUAACAACGUAAGUGCAGCUGCCGCUUCAAAAAGACUGAAAGCAUCUGCUUUAGAAGAAUCGCAGACCAAGAUAACAGGCUACUUCAAAUCACAAAUGAAGGCCCAAAUACAUCAAAAUGGUAGCAUUAAGAAGCCAGAACCCUUAGCGCCCACAACAAGUACUCCUACCAACGCAUUAACUACAAGCACACUCACAAUGGCACCAGCCACAACAGCCUCACUGAAUAAAUACUUCAAUAUAUUGUCACAACUGAAGGAGAAUAGCAAAAACAGUGAACAAACUAAAACUAAUUCGCUACCCGCAACCACAACCACUACCGUUGCAGCAACGAGUAGUUCAAGCUUUGCAGCAACAACCGCACCUACUGCAAUUAUCACACCACCUACACUCACCCCCGCUAAUACGAUGCCAAUACCAGCACUAAAGAAAAUUGAGCGUAGCAAACCCACGAAAAUUGCACAGGUGGCACCAAAUCUGCGAAAAACGCCAAGCAAUAAUUACACUGCAUCCUCCACUGGCAAAUCACCGGCUAAGAAACACGUUGCCAUAGCGCCACGCACACCUGAAAUGAAGCAGCAACAGCAGCAGCAACAACUCCAACAACAAACAAUUAGUGGCAAAGGUCAGGAGUGUGCGAAGCAAGUAGCGCCCACACCAGCUGCACAAGUGCAAACUGCAAAUCAACCCGCGGUGCUACUAACAGCCAUACGCCUCGCGGCACAGCAACCUCAACAACCGCAACCACAAUUAAAACCUGUCACGUCGCAGAAACUAAACGCGCCUACCACAACAACAGCUACUGCUACGAACAACAGCCCGACGCUGUUCCAACUACCCGUACAGCUACCCAAUCUAGUCCAACUACCACAGCUCUUAGCUGCCAACGGGACAAACAUUAUGCAAUUAAACAAUGUAGCAGCAGCAGCCGCUGCCGCGAAGACUGCAGCAACAACUGCCGCCGCCACCUCGGCACAAGCAGCACAAGCCGCAGCUGCACAGUAUUUUCUCAACGGUACCGUCUUCAAACUACAACAGUUCACCACUGCCACCACAACCACAGCAACCUCAGCUGUUGCAGCCACCAGUGCAGCGACUAAUCCCUUUAAUCUACUAAGCGCCAGCGACUUGCAAGAGCUGCUACUCAAACAACAACAACAGCAGCAGCAAUUGCAGUUGCAACAACAACAACAGAAAGCGGCCGCUGCUGUGGCCACCAACAGCAACAAUUUUCAAGAGAUUUUCCAACAACAAAUUGCAGCAGCCAUUGCAGCAAAUCAACAACAACAACAGCAAUUUCAACAGCUGCAACGAUUGGGCGCUGCUGCUAAUAUACAACAGCAGCCAGUGUUUAUGGCUACACCUGCUGGUCUACUACUGAAUGCUGCUUCACUACCGGCUAUGUUGGCGCAAGCAGCAGCCGCACUCGCUGUCAACAAUAGCCAACAGCAACAGAAGUCCUUGGCACUGCAACAGCCCCAACAACUACCUGCUCUGCAGCCUAUACAGCCAAAUCCAUUGCCCGCUUUGAGCUCAAUCUUUGCACCCAGCGGACAACAACAGCAACAGCCACAAACGCAGCACGACGUCAACGAACUACAACAGCAAUUCCAACAUCAACAGCAACUGGCGCAACUAGCGCUCGCCCAACAGCAAUUCAUCACUGCCACACAGCCGCCGCCUCUGUCGGCGGUAACCAUUAGUAAUAGUAACAGCAACACUGCCAACAUCUCGAAUAUAAGCAACUGCGGUACUACUGUUUCGACAGCGGCGCCACAAAGCACACAGACUGCCACAGCUAAACUCGCCAUUGUCAAAGCAACGACCAACCAACAGUUUCCGGCUCUAAGCUCCCAGCCACCACCACUCGUUACGAUAUCAAAUGGCAAAGCACGUACACAUGCCACAACUCCAGGCAAUGCACAAAGCAAGCCUUCCGCGCUGGCGAAACCAUACCAAAAACGUGCGCCCAAAUUGACAGCACAGGCAAAGGCAAUCGCAACAGCCAACACAAACAAAACCAAAAUCACAGCCAACGGUAAAAUCAUUGCCACGCCCACAACUCCACCACCACUUGUGCCGGCUUCAUGUGGUGUGGUAGCCAACAAGGAAUUGGCUACCAUACGUGCAACUACCGUAACAAAACCAAAUAUUCCUAACGUGCUGCCCACACCGGCGCUUGUUAGCAUAGCGAGUCCAACUACGUCCAGUGUGAAACUAACGCAGAGCAUAGCACCAGCGACUAUUAUACCAGCAGCUAUAGUACCAGCGACUAUUGUACCAGCAAUCAAGCCCAUGCAGCUACCACAGUUAAGCGCUGCAAAAGCGAUUGCCGUUACCACUUCAGCACCAACGUCUACACAAACUGUAACUGCUGUACAAACUGCGACUGCGACCUCUGUGUCCAUGCCCGAUCCAUUUGAUAUGCUUAAGAACUCACUGAAUACGGGUAAUCUUCUGAACACUACGGUAUGUGCCAACUACUCUAACUCUAAUAGCUCUUCGACACUGUCUGCGGUAUUUAACUCCGUGACGUGUGACAAAAUCAAAGACGAGCCGCUUGAUGAAAUAACAACGUCAAUGACAGCAGUAACAACCCCACUAGAGGACAUUGUCAAAAAGGAGAACUUAACGAGUUUUAGUGGACAAAUUUUGCCAGCUGACAUAAAAGAGGAAUUCAUGGAGGAUAACACUAAAAUGUGUGCUAGUCAAAGCAGUAACAUGCAUCAUGAAUGCUCCUCGUCCUCUUUCAGUUCAAACUCAAAUUUUGUCUCUUCAGCCGCCGAUUUAUCGCUAGAAGCUUCCAUACCACCUCCGUCGUCUGCAUCAUCUUCCUGUUCUCCUACGCCAUCACCUGCGCCGUCACCUUUGGCCGCAGUAAACUCACCCCGCCAUUCGCCCACCUUGCAGCAAUCAUGUGCCGCCACCCUGAACGUUGUUGACACAAAUUCGAAUUCCUCAAAUUCACUCUCCAAUUCAACCUCAUGCUCGCAUGCCUCCAGUCAGGAUAUGCUAAGUGAAUUGGUCACAUCAUCUUGCAUAUCGUCAGCUGCUUCUUCUGUUUCGAAUAUGACAAUUACAACAUUAAACAAUGAAUCCAAAGAGGCUGAUGAGGACAAACGGAUUAUAAAUAUCGAUAAACGUGAUUUGCCCACACCUGAAUCUGGCAUCGGUGGCAGCUUGACUAAUAGCGAAAGCAGCAGUUCCAUUGUCAGCGAAAUGAUCUCGAAUAAAAAUAAAACAAAUGAGUGUAAUAUGGAUGACACCAUGCCUACCGCAGCAGAUAGCACUUGCACUGAUACUAUGUCACCACCGCCCACACCUUUGACUAGCAACAACAGCAACAGUUUGGCAUCUAGUGACAAUUCGCUUGCCAGCAAUGCGCCCUCACCUGCCUCCCCAACGACCGAUGUAAGCGAUUCCUGCAACACAUCAGUCAUAAACUCACCUGUUGCCAAUACACCAAAUAAUACCACACCCUCAACGCCCACCACUAUCGAUAUAAAGCUUGCUGAAGAUAUUAGCGAAAAAUUGCCAAAGUGCGCCAUAUCACCUAUAUUAUCACAGCCAAAAACUAUACGCUUUCCAGCAGAAUCAGGUCACCGUUAUGGACCGAAAGGUGCUAAACGUCAUGAUGGUGUCUGCUAUUGGGACAAAUGCAACAAGAAACAUGACAGUAACUCCAAAUUACUGGACCAUAUGCAGACACAUCAUGUUAAUACACAAACGGGUCCAUUCUCCUGUCUCUGGGUUGGCUGUAAAGUCUACAAUAAAGAAUCAUGCUCAAGACGUUGGCUGGAACGACAUGUACUCUCGCAUGGUGGUUCCAAGCAAUUCAAGUGCAUUGUAGAAGGCUGCGGACUACGUUUUGGCUCACAGUUGGCACUACAAAAACACGUCAAUAAUCACUUCACAGCGACUGAAAACAAGGAAAGUACAAAUAAACGCACCUCAGAUCCACCAGUACCGAAACAAUUGCGCAAAAAUGGCAAAAAGCUACGAUAUCGUCGUCAACCAUUUUCUGCACGUAUGUUCGAUUUCUUCGACGCAGGCAUUAUGGAAGGUUUACAACAUCGUUUACGUCAAAUAAGUUCACUUGCCGGUGGUCAGAAUUCAAUAACGUUCCGAGGACAUUGUCUAAUGCGACGCACUACAUUCAAAGGCGAAGUUGAAUGUUUUGUACGUUGGUCUCCACAUGAAAUCAUCGAUGAUGAAUGGUUGGCAGAAAGUAAAGAACCCUAUAUUAAAGUUAUAAAUAUAAAACAUAUGAAAACAUCAGAGAAAAUAAAAGUGGAGAGUUUACUGAAAGCUGCCUACAAAUUACCAUAUUCACCAAAUUUAUUCGAAAAUGAUUUCACAUAUAGUCAACACAUAAUAGAAAAUAAAAUGAUUAUUGAAGAUAAUGUCAAUGAUGGAGACAAUGACAACGAUAACGACGACGACGAUGAUGAUGAUGAUGAUGGUGAAGAUAAUGACGACGAUGAAGAUGACGAUGAUGAUGAUGAAUCAAAUGAAACAACAUCCAGCUAUGAACAAGUGCUUACAAUUGCCAAAAUGCAAAUGCAACAAAGACAAAAACAUCCACGUAAACCACAAAAGAGAAAUCGUGACUGUUAAAUUAAAUGUAAUAAUAGUAAUAAUAGCAUAGAAAUUAAUAUUAAUUAUUAAACUGAACUAAAUUAAAUUAGAUAUUUUUCCGUUACCAAUGGUGACCUUAGUAAAAUGUAAACUCAACUCAAUGGCAGUAAAAGUAAAAAAAAAAAAAAUA